Messenger RNA from Paramecium pentaurelia, 1883 nucleotides. Lineage: Eukaryota; Ciliophora; Oligohymenophorea; Peniculida; Parameciidae. The record is from the annotation of a GenBank genome assembly.
UCAUGGCUAAAAAAUCUGAUUCAAAUAUAAAGUUAAUAGGUGAAAUUGUGAGUAAAAAUAAAGUAGAUUUAAAAGCUUAACUUUUAACAAAAAACAUGGAAUAUGAUAUGAGUGUUUCGUAGAUUGAAGAUAAUGGAACUGAUUAUGUAUUAAGAUGUAUUAAGGGAAUGUAUAGAGGAAUGUUUAUAUAUCUUAAUUUAGUGGAAAAUGGAGAAACUAUUGGUAGUGAUGAUAGUUGUACUUUACAAAUGGAAGAUUGUGGAUUAGAGAAAACUCAUGUGAAAAUUAAAUAUAAGUAUAAUGAAGAAUAAAAGAAAAAUGGAUAUCAUCUUACAUGUUUUGGUCCAACUUUAAUUAAAAUUCGUUAUGAUUGUCCUGCUCUCAUUAAAAAUAAUAUGGAAAUAACAAUAGGAAAAUAAAUUUAUAUUAUUUAAACUGUACAAGAAGGUUUUAAUGAAAUUUUAGAAUGGCUUUCAAUUUAUGAUCUUUAAGGAUUAAAGCACUUUUUCUUUGGAAAUAAUAUUCAUAAUCUUAAAUAACUAAAAUAGAAUAAAAUAGAUUAAUUAAUAAGUUCAGUGUAAUCUUAUAGUGCCACACAAGAUUAAUUGCUUAAAUUAAGAGAAGCUUAUAAUUAAAUAGAUGAUAUUAUACUUUAAAAUUAUGAUGCAUUUAAAAUUAAUUUAUUGGAUAAAAAAAAGAAAGUAAUAGUUUUAUAAUUUGGAUGGUCUGGUGCAACAAUUAGUUCCAAAACUCAAAGAUAUUAAAAACCUCCUGAUAUUUUACUUAAGAAAUAAGAAAUAGAUGAUUUAGAAGAAAAUCCAGAUUUUUAAUUAUUAAUAAAAUUCAUAUAAGGAAAAUAUUGGAUUUGGGGUUCUAAGACUGAUACUUAUAAUACAUUUUAUAAAUAAAAUAAAGAAGAAAUUAGAGUGAUUUAACCUGAUGAUGUUAUCAAACUAAAUACUAUAGAGUUGUUAGUUUAAAGAUUUAAUUAUGGAUGUUUUUAAGAUCCUGGAACAAAAAGAACUUAAGAAGAUAGAUAUACAAUUAUAUAAGAUUUACAAGUAAGUAGUAGAGUUCCAGUUUCAUGUUAUGCUAUAUUUGAUGGACAUAAUGGGAAUUCUUGUGUUAAUUAUAUGUCUUAAAAUCUUAUGGAUAAUAUAAGAGAGGAUUUUAAUUAAGAAUAGAAAGAAUUUGAUCAUCAAAAUAAAUUCUUGGCUUUUCUAUUUGAAAAUAUUAGAUCCACUUUUAAAGAAACGGAUAAUGACUUUUUAACUGAAGUUGUAUAGCCAAAUGCAUCUACUGAUUCAGGAUGUGUGGCUGUUGUAGUUAUGAUAAUAGGUGAUUAUAUUGUUAGUAUAAAUUGUGGCGAUUCUAGAGCAAUAUUAUCAAGACAAGGAGAAGCUAUAAGUUUAACAGAAGAUCAUAAACCAAAUGUUCCUUCUGAAUGUGCCAGAAUAAAAAAAAAAGGUUGUGCUGAUAUAAUUGGUGGAAGACUUGGAAAUCUUGCUGUUUCUAGAGCUUUUGGUGAUUUUGGUGAAAAAAAGAAAUAUGUAAAAAAUACAAUCACUGCAAAACCUGAUAUAAGAGUAACUAAAAUUGAUUAUAGAACUGAUGAAUUUAUACUAUUAUGUAGUGAUGGUAUUAUUGAUGGAUUUGGUAAUACAGAGGAAUCUGAAUAGAAUAUGUAAUAAAUAUCACCAAGUCAAAGAGUAAUUGAAUUUGUUAGAAAUAUGUAUAAAGAAUAAUAGAUUGGAUUAUAAGAUCCUUAAGAUGCUGCAUAAUAAGUAGUACUAAAAGCAUAUUAAUAUAAUGUAACUUAUAGAAGAUAAUCAGAUAAUAUCAGUUGUAUUAUUGUAAACCUUACUCGAGGAAUUGUUUUUUGA